GGCUGGAGAAGCGUGACAUCAUGCCCAGCUCCGGCCCCCUCUGCAAAUAAAAAAAAAAAAAAAGCACGGGCGAAACAUCUUCGCUUCACUACAGCGAGACAGCAGCCGACGACUCAGCCGCCUAGACCGUGAAACCCGUCCGUCCGUGCACCGAACCUCACCGUGCGUGUGGCCGUGGCGCGUGCGGCGGAGCCUGGGAGGGGCAUCCGUCCGUCCGUUCGGGGGGGAAUGGCGGAUGGGAAGGAUGGCGUGUCUGUGGAGCGGGACACCGGCGACGGGGGUUUAGCGGAAUAACGUCCCUCCCUGCGCGUUGUUUUUACUGGUCUCUGCAUAGCUUGGUACUCGGUUGUCGCCAUGGAUCCAGAGAAAACGCUGACGUUCUGCCACGGGCUGCAGGCUGAGGAGGAGACAACAGGUGCAUGUUUUUGCACCGCUGCAGCAAAUGUUUGGUUGCUGCUUGACCAUGGACAGGCUGUCUGAUGCUGGAGAUGACUAUGUUCCUGCAGGGGUUGGAUGCAACCGAAAAUGCUACGGUGCCUGUGAAGGAGAUUGACAUGAGCACAAUUAAUGAGGUGGUGAAGCCUCAAGGGAAUUCUGGUAGCCAACCUGUAGUCAGUCCCAAGUACUGUCCUGGAGUCAACAACAGUCCAGGUUACCUGUGUGAAACAGGACACUGCUGUGGAGAGACGGGCUGCUGUACCUACUAUUAUGAACUCUGGUGGUUCUGGCUGUUGUGGACGGUGCUGAUCCUGUUCAGCUGUUUCUGUGCUUACCGCCACCGCCGGGCCAAGCUGAGAAUCCAGCAGCAGCAGAGACAGAGAGAAAUCAAUCUGAUCGCCUAUAACGGAGCCUGCAACUACCCUUCCUCAAUGCUGGACCUCAGUUUUCUGGCUUCGUUCAAGCUGCCCUCCUAUGAAGAGGUGGCUGCACAGCCCAGCACCCCUCCGCCGCCUUACAGCUCCAUCUUUGCACUGCAGGGAGCUACCACAGGGGGUCCCAGCUCCUCUUACCCACAUCACCACCACCACCGUCACCCCUGUCCUCCCUACCUGGGCCCCGGCCCGAGCGGCCUGACCUCCUCCCAGAGCUCUGACAACUACACCAGCUGCUCCUGCGAGUCCUGCUCCCUCACCUCCCCUUCCAGCACCUCCUUCUCUGUGCAGGUGACAGACGAGACGUACGACAGCAGCCGCAUGUCCACGCCCAGCGAAGCGGGAGGCGACUUUGUCGUCAUGCCGAGAGUUGGGCCCAGCUUCACGCCAACGCCCUCCCCGCCUCCUCUAUCACAAGUUCCACCUGACAUCAUACCCGCGGCCGCUCCAGAUGUCAUUCCUGUGCAGAGAUGCUCCUCUAAUGGCGGUGAAAGAGUCUCGCCUCCUGCUCCACCGCUCUCUCUCCCUUUACACUCUCGUCCUUCACACUCUUCACGCCUUCCUCUUUCUCCCCUUGUCCUGUUAUCUUUCAUUCCCACUGGUCAAAUGCAUCCUCCUGUUUCCUCAGACCCACUCGGAGCCAUGGUCGCCCAGAAAGCUCAAGAAGAGAUCUCACCUCACGAGCCAGCUGCCAGGCCCACGCCUUCUCCACCCAAACAGGCUCUGUUCUCACCAAAUGUUGCUGUUUUUGUGCAUUGCAACAACAAAGAGGAGCAAAAGAAAGAAGAGGAGGAAGAAGACGAGGAGGAAGAGGAUCAUUUCCGGCACAGACGCCUAACAGGCGACUCGGGCAUCGAGGUGUGUCGCUGCCAUGUGAAGAGAGAAGGACGAGAGGAAGAGGAACUGCAGAAAGGCCACUUUAAUAAAGGAGGGAAAGAGAUUUUAAAGGAUGGGGAGAAGGCAGACAUGUUGCAUGACAGCGUGGACUGUUCCCACCGAACCAAGGCCGCCAUGCAGUCGCCCGGUGCCGAAAACUGCGUGGAGCAGCGGCGAAACGUCCCUUCAUCCUCCAGCAUCAUCCACAAGACCGGCGAGGCCAUCAUCACUGUGAAGUCCUCGUAAGGUGAUGGGAAGAGAGGUGUUGUGGAACAAGAGGGAGAAGAGAAAUAUUUAUGCUUAACGGCCAACUGGUAGGUCAAGACUAGUAGGUGAAAAGUAGAAUCACUGAAGAAAAGUCUUGCAGAGGGACAGGAUGAGUAAAGGAGCGUUUUGGUUUCUCUGUAUUUUAUUUCAAAUGAGAAACUCGAAUGGAAGCCGACUCCUUAAAAGUUUUCUUUUGUUAUUCAUAGUUCUUUAGUACGUGGUUUGGGAGAUGGCAUAUUUUUUUCUACAAAAUAUUAUUGACUUAAUUGCUUUUUCUUGCUGAGGUCUCUAUAACAAAAAUAGAAAUGCCUGACAUACACUGCACACCAACCAAACCCACUUUUUCUCCACUUAAUCCUCUUUCUCUCUUCUCUGUGUGACGCAACAUCGUAGUCAAAGUAGCAUUUUAGCGCUCAGAAAUAUAAUCCCUCGUAUCGGUGGUUCCCAACCUGCAGGUAUGAACACUUUUAAGGAGUGACAGAAUGGAACACAUGAUUCAGCUUUACCAAAUUAUAGGACAAUGUAAUCAGAUUUUCCUCUAAACUGUGCUUUGUUAAGGAAAAUAUAGUUUUAUCUUCUUUAGACAUUUAGAAAUGGAACAAUCUAUGAGGCGGAUAUCAAUCUUAGGUGGAAAUUUCACAACUUAUCGACAUAUGUAUUGCAGCCAAAAGGUUGGGAAUCACUGUCUUACUUUACUCCUGUCAUCCCAGGCUGUUAAUAGCAUCUAAAUAACAUGAACAAGACUGCUUUUUCAAUAACUAAAGGCUCCUAUUUUCAUUCCCAGCUAAGCAGCUCCAAAAGAAGGGCACUUAGAUCACCUUAUUUAAAUGUAGAUCUUUUGAACUCAAGUUGAAUAUUGAAAAGUAAUGUUCUUUUUGCUGUCACCAGCCUCCUCCCGACUGUUUAUUGGAGGAAAUAAUGAGUAACUAUUUGAUUGAUUCAGUGUGUCACUGUUAAAUACAUUGUGUCUUAUUUUGCUUCCUUAGUGAAAAAGGGGUGCAAACGUUGGUUGAAAUGUGUGGGUGGCAAAGGUUUACAAUGGUACUACGGUAAUAUGUCAUUGUUUCAUACUUUUCUGAGUAUACUGUAAAAUUACCUGACAGUUUGACUUUGGAUUUAACGUGUUUGAACUUGUUCCUCGUUGCCAUUUUUUGCAAGGCAACACGAAUCUGACUCCUCCAUGGAUGGACUGUUGAGUUUUUACAAGGCAGACACUUUAAGCUUAAUCUCGUCACUGAUAAUGAAUGUAAAAAGGUUAUGCAUCGCAACAAAAAAUACACUUAAAACUGUUUACAGAGAAUUUUUAUAGCAUGAUGCUUGACUGAACUGAACAAACCUCUGGGAAAGUGUCCAAAAACUGCAGCAAGGCAAUACAAUCUGCCAGGUGUGGGCUUUGAGAAGACACUUUAGAAAUGAAGUGCCCAUUGUAAUGUCUGUCUGCGUCGAGUAAUGCUUGUUAAAUAUCGACGGUGUUAAAGGAUGACAUGAAGGUUGCACAGAACCGAAUCUCGCUAGAAUAUUGCUAAACGUGUCAUCACUUGGGCUGAUUUUCUCUAAAUGCAUCUGGGUUGGGAUUUAGUUGUGGAUUUAUUUAUUUUAGAUUUUUAGUGGAGGAUAAACCUCUUAGGAAGCAUCUUCUUGUUUUCAAGUUGCAAAAUAACAAAAAAAAUUUGAGAAAUGUUAUCUUCCAGUUGCUGUUCAUAUUGGUAGCUUCAAAAACAUUCAGGAGGAAAACAGCCACAAGAAGUAUGUGACUAUUGUGAGGCGAAGUCACAUUUUAUUUUGUACUGUACAGCGUCUGUCUCUAAAGGAAAUUCUCUGCCUUUGUGGCCCAAGUGGUUUGAUGCUUUGCUUGCUGCUUUUGCAUCCAAGGAUUAGGUGGAGUUAGCUGGUCCUGGUGACAAUAUGUAGUAGGGAUAGCACACAUGUACUCUCUUGUAAUUAACCGUCAGUACAAAAUGUACUCGAGAAUAGAACAAGUUUAGAAAGAGAACGUCUCCGAUCGCAUUUUGUACAUGUUUGUCUUGCUGUAGUUGUGAUGAGACAAGCGUCUCUGUAGUUCACUGACUAGAGGCCACUUUGCUGCAUCCUCACUGCAAAGCUGACUUAAUUGUCUAAUGCCUGAAGGCAAAACUUUCAACUAAUUUAUAGCUCUGUGGGCAGAAAACUUUACCACAGUUUGCUCUCUUUGUCAAGGACAAAUAUGUGUUAAUUUGUUCCUUCAUAUUGUGAGUGUUGGGAUUGCGAGAAGGUUUGUGUUGCAGUUCGGUUUAGUUCUGAAGGUCAUUUUGCUGUCUGAUCAUCUCUGUUCAAAGCUCUUGUGCAGUGACUCACCGGUCUGUCUCGGAGCGACCUGGUGCCCCGACAGACAUAUCAGCAUAAAAGCCUUUUGGCAGCUGUACAUUUUUUACGCUGAAGGAUGGACAGUCACUGUUUUCAUUUUCGUUAGUUCUAGCUACCGUAUGAUGUUGAUCCAAGUAUAUGGUGCCUAGAUGAAAACAGAUUUUCUGUUAAGCUAGUUUACUACUAAUAUGUGAGUGUGCGUGUGUGUUUUCUUUAAAUUGUGAAUAGUUGUAAAUCAAAUGUUUUCUAACAGUGCUUAGCAGUCUCUUUAUAAAAUAUAGACAGUACAUGUGAGACUUGCAAAAAUAGUAUUUAGCAAUAGUAUUCACACUUUUUUCCUUAUUCUAGUUGAUGCUGGUUGAUAGGAAAUAAACUGUUGUGAAAAAAGACAUUUACCUCUUUAUUGCUGAUCCAUGAGCUGUGCUGGGCAGAGGCCCUUGAUUGUAAAAACACAGCAUUUUAAAUGCCUUCGGCUUAAGGUUUCUCCCAAGUGCAAACUCAGAUUAUCUGGUUUCACCUUAGCCCCCGUUUGUGUCUUGUGCUUUACCAUUCACAGAAAUAAACAUUGUGUUUCCUGAAGAAAAAUACCUGCACAACCUUUGUUGAAGAUAUUCACAAAUUUGUCAGACACUCUUCUCUUCCCUCCAUCUGGGUGAAAACAUACAUCAACUGGAUGAUGUAAAAGAUUUGUAGACCAUUUCCCAAGGUGCAAAUGAAUUCCACAUAAAGAUAACACAUGCUUGAACCAAUAGCCAAAAACUGUUCAAAAGUUUGGGGUCACUUAGAAAUGUCCUUAUUUGUUAAAGAAAAGCAGGUUUUUUUUCAAUGAAGAUAACAUUAAAUUAAUCAUAAAUACAGUCUAGACAUUGUUAUUGUGGUAAACGACUAUUCUAGCUGGAAACGGCUGAUUUAUUUAGCACUAAUUAGACAUUAAUUCAUUUGAUAGCAGUGAGAGUAUAAUUUCACAAUCAGCUCACACCUAUAAACACAAAUGAUUCUGAUAACACCACAGGCACAAACUGGGGCCACUUUUCUCCCAACUCUGAUUUCCAAUUGAAGCCAAUCUUGUCUGAGUUCAGUGUACAAAGAGCAAGUUUGAUUUGUUUUGCCUUGUCAGCAGCUAGUACACAGCUAGUACACAACAUGCCCAAACUCUGCCCUCAUUGCCACUGUAGGCCAAGGCCUGAUAUAAGACUGUUACCUCGCUCGAGUUUUGACUGCAAAGGACUGUUUUACUUCUUCUUCUGAAGAUAGUAUUUACUCUAUAUUUGUACUGAUUUUAUUUUGUAAUGCCGAGAAAUGAAGAAUUAACAAAAGCCCACGUUGGUACAGCUGAACUACUUUGCCAGGAAAAAACAAAAAAACACCAAACCCUGUUGAUUCAGGACAACUCAAGACUGUCUGUCUCCCGCUCAAACAAUGCGUUCUCCUUUUUCCUCCUGCGGCUACUAGACGGCAGGUUGUAUAGCAGUAUCUUUAUGUGACUGUCUGUGGAGUAGUUCAGAUUAAUAUUACUGCAAAAUGUGGUGUACUUUGAGGGUAUCUUUGUGCAAUUCUACCUGCAGCUCUUCAGUGUGUUGUGCGCAUGUGUGAGGGAGUUAUUGUCAGCCGUGUUGUUGUGUUGUUGAAAUCAUUGUCGCUUAUUAUAAAGCCAAAGUUGAGUGUUGAUGGUAUUCGUUGACAUUUUUCUCAAUAUGAAUACACAAACAUUUUUAUGUUAUCAUGAAUCUCGAGUUUGAUUUUGUAUCUUGUAGAGAUUUCUGAUGCAUACUCAGAUGUAAAAUCCAAACAUUGAGAUGUUUUCAUAUUUGUAAAGUCCCUCUCUGGUCGCCGAUUAAGCCCCUAAAAACUUGUCUCCGUGUAUCAAAAUUAGAAAUAUUACCAUGAAAACAAUUUUUUUCCUGUAUUAAAAUGGCUCACAUUUACCUCUCCUCUGGAAUGUGCAAAUCCAUAAAGUCUCCAACACUCUCCAUCCACAACUCCCUCUCGAGCACACCAGCUCGCCUAUACUACCGUUCAAAAGUUUGGGGUCACCUGGAAAUGUCCUUAUUUUUGAACGAAAGGCAGUUUUUGCCAAUGAAGAUAACAGUAAAUCAAUCAGAAAUCCAGUCUAGACAUUGUUAAUGUGGUAAAUGACUAUUCUAGCUGGAAACAACUGAUUUUUAAUGGAAUAUCUCCAUAGGGGUACAGAGGAACAUUUCCAGCAACCAUCACUCCUGUGUUCUAAUGCUACAUUGUGUUAGCUAAUGGUGUUGAAAGGCUCAUUGAUGAUUAGAAAACCCUUGUGCAAUUAUGUUAGCACAUGAAUAAAAAUGUGAGUUUUCAUGGAAAACAUGAAAUUGCCUGGGUGACGCCAAACUUUUGAAUGGUAGUGUAAGACUCUGGUCAAACAACUCUACUUUACACAGUGGCAAGUUGUAAUAGGGUUGCAGUAAUCCAGCCACACAAGUUGAGGCAGAAACUGAUUCCAAAGCUCCAUUUUCACCAGAGAGGGUCUUUAAAUGUGUGUCCGGUUGCAUAUAUCUCGGUGCUUUCUGCAGAAGGUGCAGUUGUAUUUAGGUUUCUUCCAUUUGAGUUUUUUUUUUUCAUUUAUUGUCACUGGGAUUCUGCCAUGUUGGACACAGAUAUCGUUGCUACUUUAUUCAACAAAAAACUUUGGAUUUUGUGUCAAAAUAAAUGUGCUACCAAACACA
Messenger RNA from Amphiprion ocellaris (clown anemonefish), 7051 nucleotides. Its product is annotated as proline-, glutamic acid- and leucine-rich protein 1-like. The record is from RefSeq and is a predicted model, not a curated record. The transcript has 7 exons. Lineage: Eukaryota; Metazoa; Chordata; Actinopteri; Pomacentridae. Bases 480 to 1994 code for a protein of 504 amino acids.